AUGAUUUGGUACCUUCUGUACCCGUUGCGUGGGACGACCGAGCCACCACGGCUAUCUCCCUCGCACCCUCUGCGCCGGGCUUUCCAGGCACAUGGCACUGCUACCGCGCGGCAUUGGCUGCUCUCGCUCGUCCUGACCAUCACCAUCUCGGUGUUGCUCUGCUACCAAGCUGUGUUUCAGGCCGAUAGCCCCGCCGCGGCCUCACUGCGGAACCUGCCCAAGCAUGUCUGGACUUCGACGACGGAGAUUGAAGGCGACCGCCCUGCCGAUGUGGUGGUGCGCCAGGUUUGGGUGCAUGGCGACUACAUGAAGGCGAUAGAGUUGCCUGUCUUGCGCGAAGCCAUGCACGUGCAGGACGCUCUCAUUGGCAGCGGCUUCGGGGAUAGGGAGGAGGCUGCACAAACAAUUGCUGCACGCGACAGCCCGGGCUGUCUUACGGCAGCAGCGGGCCAGAAGUGGGGAUAUCACUCGCCGUUGAUGUACUGGGACUGCUCGCUGAGUGCUCUCGAGAGCGACCAAAACCUCCUGAACUCCAUCAAUUCGCGGGCGACGGCACAUUCAGCUCUCAACCUGACUCUUCGGCCAAGCAGCUUGUUCGCAGGCAAGAAGUUUUACAACACCAAGCUGCGCGCAGCUGAUGCUCUUGUCUUCACCGUAUUCGACCAGACCAAUGAUGGCUUGGGAGAUGUAUGGGACGCGAGAUCCCGCCUGCUGGCUGAGAGAAUAUCGCCGAACUGGACAGUCUUUCCUGAGAGUGGCCAUGUCACCAACAGUCGGCUUUACGAAUUCCACUUCCGACCAAUGACCCUUAUCGACGACCUAAUUUUGGCCGCUUCCUACAUUGUAACAGCAGCAUAUGUCAUCUUGAAGAUGAUGCAGUUGCGCGCUGUCAAGAGUUGGUUCGGCUUACUUGUAACGAUAUGCGCAAAAUUUUUUGUUUCGGGCUUGGGAAUAUGUACAUUUCGUCUUAUCAACGUUGUCCUAGAAACACCACCGGAGAUGCCUCCACAUCAGCGCAUCGGGAAUGCGCUGGGCGAGGUUGGUCACCUAUCGCUUGCCGUUGCUUUCCAAAAUCUUGCCCUGUUAUAUUUCUGCUCUCGGCUCGUCAGUCCCUGGGUCGCCGACUUCUGCGUCUUUGCAGCAGUCACACUAGUUUUCGAUUUUGUAUACCACCUCACAUUCUUUGUCGCUGUUUUGAGUGUGGACGUCCAGAGAAUGGAGCUUUCAGAUUCCCUGGAUCGCGUGGGUCUCAACCAAAAGACUAAAAAGACCCAACCGGAGCGCCAAACUUGGCUCGCUGCGUUACGCGAAGGUACUUUACCGCUGAGCACACGAUUUGCUGGUAGUGCAGCCAUCUUUUCCAUCAUAUUGGCCAUCAAUUGGCACUUCUUCGACACGAAUGACACAUCGCUAUCGCUUCAAUCACUCCGUCGAAAGUUCGUGUCGAAAAUCAAAAAGCGUAGCGUGGAGAGGACAUGGAGUCCACCUCCCAUCAAUCAAGCCAGGACACCAGCAGAUUGGCUUCGAAUUCAAGAUCACAAUACCGCUCGGGAGCUGUUCGGGUUUAUUAAACCCGGAGCACACAGCUUCGUCGCUCGUAUUUACGACCCCCUUCUUGUGGUUUCCAAAGGAGCGUACGGCAGAGACCAGCCUCAACCGCCAACAUCUCUCAGGGAUGGCUUUCUGCGGUUUGCACAGGGUCACGCGUUUCCUGCGGCACUUAUUGUCGUCUUCCUCAUCGCCGGUGUCACUCUCUUCAUGAACUAUCUUCUUUGGACUGGGCUUCCUGAGACCAUGGAUGAUACAAAAGAUGAAGAGCCAAUAUUUUCAGUCAAGACACUGUCGACGCCGCAGACUCUCGAUAUCGUGCGCCUUGUGUCUUGUCCCAAAGGCCAUCUGAGUAGCGUCUCCCUGGAUCGUUCCACAUCAGUGUGGCUGAAUGGUCGCCGCGGAUACAUGCACACACUAUUGCAAACAGCCAAGAUUAACCCAAAGCUAUGGCCUAUCCAGGCUACUGCUAUGGACGACAAUGGCAAGUACCUCGCACUAUGCACGGACACCGGCCAGAUCGGCUUGUGGAGUAUCAGCGCCUCACGCUUUACACAUUUUACCAAGGUCGACACUCGCGGACAUUCCCCCAUCAUGUUCUCCUUUGUCGGCGUUUGGCGCGGAGAGACCGAAGAAUCACACAUGAUCGUCCUAACUCCCGACGGCCUCCUGACGGAAUGGGACCUGUCUUCAGAUACACAGUGGACCAAGCGGGUCUGCGCAAACACAAUCAUGUGUGCGACACUCUACAAACCACUCAAAGGGGCCACAAGCAUUGUGUUUGUCACGAAGCCAGGAGAAGUCCACAUCUCCUCACUGGUGGUGGAUGGAAGUCCGGCGUCUGAAGUCGUUGCUGGGCUAGAUCCAGGGCCACCCCCUGGCAGCAAUCCUGCAAAGAUCAAGUGUAUUCAAGCAGUCCCAAGUCUAGGACUGAUCUUCGCACUUCGCGAUGAAGAAGCAGAGAUAUUCGACUUCAGCAGCAGGGCCCUCAUACAUUCUUUCCAGAUCGGACACGUCAAGCCUCAUUCUUUUCGAGUACUGCAUGCAUCUCGCCGGUCUUGUCGUUGUGGAAGUCCCACAGUGCACUCGCUCUCCGUCGCUUACUCAGAGCAAUAUACCGAACACAUGAUUAUGCAGACUUUUACCCUCGACGACUGCUCAACGUCACAACUCUGCUUGGGGAAGCCAUCAGACAGAGAAAAAUUCAAGUGCAAAGGCCUGGACUGUGCAGUCGAGGCGGUUCAGUAUGUGGAACCCGCUGGUGUCUGGGAGUCGAUAAGCACGUCCAGCGUCAUCGGUAUCAGGAGGAAUAAUCCAUCACCAACGCCAUCAUCGACCGCAUCGGGCGUCGAGGAUAGCCAUUAUACAGCCGACCCUGUAGUUCUUGCAUCUGCGCUGAAGCAACGAGCUAGAAAACAAAGCGUCCCCAACCUCCCCAACAGAUUUGGUGACCGCACAUCAACACACCCUCUCAACAGCGAUUCGGAUGCUUGGGAAGCUUGGACACUAUCAUCAACAGGCGAAUUCCGAUCAAGACCACUUUGUCCCGAUGAUCCUGAAGACCUCAUCGCUGCCUUCCAAGAUGAUCUCUUCGUCGCGUCUCCUGGGCCCAUGACGCCACUUGGUAAGAGAAGUGUCGCCGUCGGCUUUGGCAACACCGUCAAAAUCAUCUCGCUCGGGAAAGAGGUAUUCCAAGGCCUAACGACCGUCGAGAACGGGUCACUGGAAAACGGAUUUGGAUCGUACAGUGGGCGAACGCGGAGAGGCGUUCCGCGCAAAAUACAGUAG
Parastagonospora nodorum SN15 is the source of this 3336-nucleotide messenger RNA. RefSeq lists its product as hypothetical. Gene Ontology annotation, molecular function: protein binding; sterol binding. The transcript has 4 exons. NCBI's taxonomy places the organism in Eukaryota, Fungi, Ascomycota, Dothideomycetes, Pleosporales, Phaeosphaeriaceae. The coding region runs from base 1 to 3336 and encodes 1111 amino acids. Gene Ontology annotation, cellular component: Golgi membrane; endoplasmic reticulum membrane. The record is from RefSeq and is a predicted model, not a curated record. Gene Ontology annotation, biological process: SREBP signaling pathway.